ACCGGGGGAUGCUGGGCUCGGUGAAGAUGGAGGCUCAUGACCUGGCCGAGUGGAGCUACUACCCGGAGGCGGGCGAGGUCUACUCUCCAGUGACCCCAGUGCCCACCAUGGCCCCUCUCAACUCCUACAUGACCCUGAACCCUCUGAGCUCUCCCUACCCCCCUGGAGGGCUUCCCUCCUCCCCACUACCCUCAGGACCCCUUGCGCCCCCAGCUCCUGCAGCGCCCCUGGGGCCCACCUUCCCAGGCCUGGGUGCCAGUGGUGGUGGAGGCAGCAGCUCAGGGUACGGCGCCCCGGGACCUGGGCUGGUGCACGGGAAAGAGAUGCCCAAGGGGUACCGGCGGCCCCUGGCUCAUGCCAAGCCGCCAUAUUCCUACAUCUCACUCAUCACCAUGGCCAUCCAGCAGGCCCCAGGCAAGAUGCUGACCCUGAGCGAGAUCUACCAGUGGAUCAUGGACCUCUUCCCUUACUACCGGGAGAACCAGCAGCGCUGGCAGAACUCUAUCCGCCACUCUCUGUCCUUCAACGACUGCUUUGUCAAGGUGGCGCGCUCCCCAGACAAGCCGGGAAAGGGCUCCUACUGGGCCCUGCACCCCAGCUCCGGGAACAUGUUUGAGAACGGCUGCUACCUGCGCCGCCAGAAGCGCUUCAAACUGGAGGAGAAGGUGAAGAAAGGGAACAGCGGGGCCUCUGCCUCCAGGAACGGUACAGCGUCUGCCACCUCCACCACCCCGACUGCCACAGUCACCUCCCCGCCCCAGCCCCAGCCUCCACCCCCCGAGGCAGAGGCCCAGGGAGGGGAAGAUGUGGGGGCUCUGGACUGCGGCUCGCCCCCUUCCUCCACACCCUACUUCACUGGCCUGGAGCUCCCCGGGGAGCUGAAGCUGGACGCGCCCUACAACUUCAACCACCCCUUCUCCAUCAACAACCUGAUGUCGGAACAGACCCCGGCACCUCCCAAACUGGACGUGGGGUUUGGGGGCUACGGGGCUGAGAGUGGGGAGCCUGGGGUCUACUACCAGGGCCUCUAUGCCCGCUCCCUGCUCAAUGCGUCCUAGCAGGGGGAUGGGAACAUGGUGGUGGGGUAUGGCUGUGGUUCACGCCAGCAGGCUCUUGGGGCCUGGUCCUUCUGGUGACACGUUGCUUGUCCCAUUGGCUAACACCUCGUUUGGUCUAUUACUUACUGUGAUGAUCCACUGGGUACUGUGAUAACCGCCAUGGACAUCCUGGUGGGCCCGUGGGGUACUGCGAAGACUGUCAUGUUGAUUGAUGUUAUGGGUUGAUCCGUGGGGUGCUUCGAUGGCCGCCAUCUGGGACAACAUCUUGGGUGGCUCUUUGGAUUCUGUGAUGGACAUUUUGAUGGACACUUUGGGCACAGUGGUGAUAUCAUUUCAAUGGCAUAUUUGGCCCAUUGGGGGCUCUGGUGUCCUUGGCCACCAUCCUGCAUGACAUCUCUUUUGGCCCAUGGGGUGUUUGGACGUUUACCUGUGGGCCAGGUGACACCAUUGUGCACCAGGAUGACCACACAGCCCCGCGUGCACCAUGUGGUCAGUUGUCUCUUCAGUGCGGGUCGGGUGGGGUUGGAGGCUCAUCCCCCACCCUGGUC
Molecule: messenger RNA, 1606 nt
Organism: Urocitellus parryii (Arctic ground squirrel)
Lineage: Eukaryota; Metazoa; Chordata; Mammalia; Rodentia; Sciuridae
Gene: Foxa3
Product: forkhead box A3
Biological process (GO): anatomical structure morphogenesis; regulation of transcription by RNA polymerase II; cell differentiation
Molecular function (GO): transcription factor binding; DNA-binding transcription factor activity, RNA polymerase II-specific; RNA polymerase II cis-regulatory region sequence-specific DNA binding
Source: RefSeq, a predicted model, not a curated record